Messenger RNA from Helobdella robusta, 165 nucleotides. RefSeq lists its product as hypothetical. The coding region runs from base 1 to 165 and encodes 54 amino acids. Gene Ontology annotation, cellular component: catalytic step 2 spliceosome; post-mRNA release spliceosomal complex; Prp19 complex. The record is from RefSeq and is a predicted model, not a curated record. Lineage: Eukaryota; Metazoa; Annelida; Clitellata; Rhynchobdellida; Glossiphoniidae. The transcript has a single exon.
AUGGUUGAGCGCGCUAAAUACAGCAGACGACGCAAACACGAUGAGGACGAUGACAUCGACUACAUCAACGAACGUAACAUGAAGUUCAACAAAAAUUUGGAACGCUUCUACGGACAGUACACUGCAGAGAUCAAACAAAACCUUGAGAGAGGAACUGCCAUUUAA